Molecule: messenger RNA, 5736 nt
Organism: Schistocerca cancellata (South American locust)
Lineage: Eukaryota; Metazoa; Arthropoda; Insecta; Orthoptera; Acrididae
Product: neurogenic protein mastermind-like
Exons: 11
Coding region: 1-2742 (913 amino acids)
Source: RefSeq, a predicted model, not a curated record
AUGGUCCCCACUGACCAGAGAAUGCGUAACUUGUACGGUGGUGACGGCAAACGUGUAGCGAAGGGCAGCCGGACGCUGACGACGCAGCGAGUGACCGCGCCGCGGAGCGCCGCUGCGAGUUGGCUCGCCCGGGUGCUCGGGGUGCGGUGUCUGGCCAGAGCGGAGCGACUGGCCGCGUCUCUUGGCGUCGCGCGGCUUGGCGCUGCCGCGGCCUUGGGCCACCGUGUAAUUACUCGGCCGCCGGGCCGCGCCGCGCCCGUUUCGCAACACGCGAUGCGGUCCCGUCCCUCGCGCCACGCACACGCGCUGCGCUGUCUCCACGUCGCUACCUCAGCUGUUACCUGCACUCUGCUGUCGUACGUCUACGGAGGCCUCAGCAUGUGCGUCUGUCCGCAGCAGCAGAAGUUCCUGAAGCGGACGGCGGAGGAGCUGGAGGGCGGCGCCGGCGGGGGCGGCGGCGCGCCCGCUGCCGAACCGCUCACCAAGUUCUCCGUCGAGAUCGUGCAGCAGCUCGAGUUCAGCGCCGGCCCCGGCACCGGCACCGGCAACAUCUCCACCAACGUCACCGUCAAGGCGGCCGCCGCCACUGUCAAGAGCACCGGCUCGGGGGCGCCCGGGGGCGGCGGUGGCGGCGGCGGCGCUGGUGGCGGGGGCGGAGGAGCGGCCCCGGGGGCGGACCCUGCGGGUGCCGCCACGACCGCGACGCCGUCGCCUAAGCCAGCGGCGCAGCCGCCUCCCGACCUCGGUGCGCUCGUGGAGUGCAAACAGGAGCAGAUGGACAGUGAGUUCGUGGACUUGGAGCAAUGCGCCGCCGCGCUGGAGAAGGACGCCAACGGCGGCGUCACCUUCCCCGGCCUGUCCGACCUCAUCGGCGACGACACCAGCGACGAGAUCAUCACCUCCGAUGCCUUCAACGACCUCAUCUCCGAGAUUUCCGACUUCCACUCGGAGUUUAUGAAGGAGUUCGAUUUCGACGACCGAGGCGGUAGCGGAGGCGGUGGAGGUGGGGGUGGCGGCGGUGCCGGUGGUGGUGAUGCGGGGGCGGGUCGCGAGGACGACAAGACGGGCGUGCUGACGGCGCCGCAGGCUCAGCAGCAGGUGUCGGGGCGGCUGGCGCCGUACACGCUGGACUUCAGCAAGGCGGAGCUGAGCCCGGCGGCGCAGACGCUGAAGCAGAUGGCGGAGCAGCACCAGCACAAGGCGCAGCUGGGCUUCGGCCGGCCCGCGCCCGGCGCCGCGCCGCCGCCGCCGCAGCGAUCGCCCUACGACUUCCCCUUCGGAUCGCCGGCCGGCGACUACGGGCCGGCCGGCGCUGGCGGCGCGCAGGUGAAACAGGAGCUGUUCGCGGGCGGGCAGCAGGCGCCGCCGGGGGUGGGCCGGCAGCCGCCCCCGCAGCAGCAGCAACAACAGCAGCAGGGACAGCAGCAGCAACAGCAGCAGCAGCAGCAGCAGCAGGCGCCGGCGCCGCAGCAGCUGUCGCCGGGCGGCGGCUACCCGGGGCCGAAGCUGGGCGCGGCGGGCCCGGGCCCGCAGUACUCGCCGCAGUACGGCGCCGUGCCGGCCGGCGCGCAGUACCGCCCCCAGCCGCCCCCGCAGCCGCCGCAGCCCGCGCCCGGCGUGCCCAGCGCGCGCCAGCCCGCCGCGCCCGGACUCUCGCUCAGCCAGGCGCAGCAGCUGUCGCUCCAGCAGCACCACAUACAGGUGACGGCGGGCCAGCAGCUGCAGCUGUCGGACCUGAAGGGCUACCUGGGCGAGUACGCGGCGUCGGCGUCGCAGUCGCAGACCAUCAACUUCACGCAGCAGAGCCUGCAGCAGCGCGCGGCCGCCUCUCGGGCGCCGCUGCGGCCCGGGCCGCCGCAGGGCGCGCGCCCGCCGCCGCCCGAGUACAAGGCCGUGCCGCCCGCGCUGGCCCAGCAGCCGCCGCCGCAGCAGCAGCAGCGCUUUGCCAUGCGCCGCCCGCCGCACCAGCCCAUGCCGCCGUCCGGUCCAAUGAUGCGACCACAGAUGGUGGGAGGUGGCUACCUGCAGCAGCAACAGGCCAUGGCAGGCCUCGGUGUCGGUGUCGGGGUGGGGGUGGGAGUGGGAGUGGGUCUGGGUGUGGGGCCACACCGCUACGGUGGCCCGCAGGCCCAGGGGGCACCACCGCCACAGCAGCAGCGCCAGCAGCGGCCGCCCAACGUCAGCGUUGGGCCCGACACGGGGCUCGGGGCCCGCCAGGAUUGGAGGCACCUCCUUGUCUCACAGCAGCAGAGCGCUGUCUUCAGGAAUGGAGCCGGCUCGGCUGCUGCUUUCCAGCAGCAGCAGCAACAGCACUUGCACCAAGGGUCCUUCAGUAUGGCUCAGAUGCAGCAACAGCAGCAGCAGCAGCUCGUAGCAUCUAGGAACCAGGGCAUGCCGACAUUGCAGCAGAUGAUGUCGCAACAGCAGCAGAUGGGCAUGCCCCCAGGACCAGGCCCUGGUCAGAUGUCAAUGAACCUGCAGAUGUCACAGUCGCUAUCUGCGAGUGGAGUGCCACCUCACCAUACUUCCUCUCACCUCCCCCCGUACGUCAGCAGCCCAGUGCUACAGCAGCACCCCACCACCACCCCAGUGAGCUCUGCUUCAAACUCACAGCCCCCACCAGACUUCAGUCUCGAGUUCCUCGAACAGUUGCCGUCAGGAGAUUCGAGUCAGUUUUCAGCCGCAGAACUUCUUAAUUCCCUCGAUGCAGGGUCGUCAUUUAAUUUUCAAGAUAUAUUAUAGGAAUGGUUUUAGGUGCUCUGUGCACCGUAAUGCGGCAGCAUUUUCUAGAGUGUGACUGUGUUGAGUUCUGAGUCCAGGUCCUUCACUUGGUGGACAAUCUUAGUGAAUCACAGACAUACAGCAGUUACCAAAUAAAUAAGAUGCAGUAAGGGUGAUCAUUAGAAAAUAGUUAAAGUGACCUGUCAGACGGAGGAUUUAGAAGAGGAGUGAUACUGAGCGGUUAGGAUCUCGAGAGCUGAACAUGACAUUAACAUUCCAGUAUUUGUUCUGUCAAGAGAGUCUAGUUUGGUUUGACUGUUGUACGAGAACUCAUCUCGUAAAGUGUAGAAUGUAACGAGGGACACAUUUAGGAAAUACAUUGGACAAUCGGUGAAUUCACUUUUAGUUAUGGCUGUGUGUAUCUGUAAGAAACAACAGUGUGGUAUAGUGGAACACUGAUAUUUGUGAUCUAGACCUGCAAGUCUGUUGUGAGCAGAAAUUCAACAUUGUGUCCUAUUACAGUGCACGUACACUAGCUAUCAAAUAUUGUAAUUUUAUUUAUGUAAUUCAAAUGAACAUUUCUCAUAUGAGCAGCUGGGGCAAACACAGAUAACUGUAACCUCAAAUAUACAGAUACAAACACAACAUCCUGAGCUUAAAACCCUGGCUAAACCUCAGAUAUAAACUUAAGAAACAGUGUUGCUGUUUUUCUGUUUUUAUGCUGAUUGCACAAUGUUGCCCACUUAUACAUACUUGUGUUCUCUUGCCAGUGCUUUCCAUUGUUUUUGUUGUAGUUAAAUUCAUUUAUAUUGAAUCAAACAACUCAAAUAAUUUUUGACCCAGUUUAAAUUGCCAUGAAAUCUUUAAUGUUUAUUGAACAGCAAUGCUUUCACGAAACACUGCAACCAUGAUGUGGUAAAUCAUUAAAUAUUUAAGAGAUAUUUUCAGUGUGUAAUUAUAUCUUUAAAAUAUGUUAAUUCCUGUCUCAGUUGCUUCAUUUGCAAUAAUUUUUUGUUUAUGGUGUUUAAUAUGCACAAGCUGCAUCAGGAUGUAAAGUGUUUAUCAGACAACUUGUGGCAGAUGCAAGGAAGUAUUCAUGUGAUGCAGUGCAGCUACCUCAGGCUUGUGAAUGCUGUUGAAGUGGAGUUGGGACCACCUCCAACCACCGAAGCUCUCAUUCUAGUAUGGGAUCAACCUUCAAUCAUAUUCUUUACUAACAGAUCAAUUAAAACUUCAUUAAAUGUUGACAGACAAAAAGGAAUCAGUAUUUUUGUUAACAAUUUUUGCUGUUUAUUUUAAGGGCUUGCAAGUAGAAGUUUAUAAGACAUUGAUAGGGAUAUAAAGAACAUAUUAUAUAUACUUAUAAUAUCAUAAUGUAUAUAAUUUAAAAUGAUCCAGAGAAAAAAAAUUGAUGAUAUUAUAAUAAUUGUUGUUCUUUUUGAAGUUAGUGAUACAGAAUGAACAUAACUGUAUGGGAAUGGAAUCAUUCCUGGCAAGUUUCAAGCUGAGCCUGAAGUAGAGUAGGUACUGGUUGAGGUACAGUCAAGCCACAACACCAGUAGUUCGCCAUGUAAUAGGCUCACACCUAGAGAAUGGGUUCAGUAUUAGAUAAUAUGCUUCUGAAAAAGUGUCAGGUUUCUUACAGCGAGUUAUUUUCAUUUUAAGUGAUGAGGGAGGCUGUGAAUGAAACAGUUACUUUUAGGUGGCUCCCUCUUCCCCAUAAGGUCAUUAGGAUCUUCGUAAUUUUGAGACUGCAAUCUAGAGGAUUUCUGUAGCUUUUUUAGAUGUAACUUUGAGGAAAUAGAAAAUUAUUAUGUAUAUUGCAUUGUUAUUGUUUUUUGAGGAAAAGUAAAUAGAGGCCUUUCUAAAGUUAGUGAUUAGACUUUCCAGUGCUAUGGAAAGUUAAUAGUUCAUUUUAACCUUAACUUUGCUAGGAAUUAUCUUAUUCAGACUUUUUUUUUUCUACGUCUGGUAAUAACAUUAGUAUCAUAUAUGCAAUGCAAAUUUUCAUAUGAAGCAGAGAUUUAAACCUGGAGGUUUCAGUAAUAAGGGACUUAGUUUCCAAUUUUUUUUUAGGUUUGAUAAGCAUCUUGGAAAUAAACAAUAUUCCAUUAUUCCAUCAUCUGAAGACAACUAACAAUAAAAUUUUGAAGGCGUUUGAAAUGGACAGGAGAGACACCGAUUCAUUAAAGAAGAGGGGGCAGAAACAUUUUAAUUUGUAUAAUUCUCCUGAUGAUUUCUCCUCCAUUUAUUCUUGAAGUUUUCCAGGUAUAUUUAUAAUGUGUUGUAUUUUAAAUUCUCAGUAUUUUUUAAGAAACAGCCAGUGUAGUCCAAUUCUGCUUAAUCAGAAUGCAUUUGUGUCAGUUCAUUUGAUGUCCUGCCCUUUUUCAGUUACUAGAUUACAGUUUCUAAGUGCACAGUCAUUCCAGUGUGGAUGUAGUUGUGGUCAUAGUUGUUUCAUUUACAGAGGAUUAUUGUAACUGGGUGUCGCCAUUACACAUAAUUAGCCAUAUAUUACUAAGUUCAAAUAUUUUCAGAAUGAUUUUGACAGCAAGAGUAUGGUUAUUAUUCCAGCUGAAGUUGACAAAUGUUUUGGUUUGACUGUACAUCAACCACAUUUCUGGUAUAUUGAUACUCAAUAUGUUGCUACAGGAAAACACCAAAUCUUUUUAACAUUUUGAUGAGACAAAGAGGAGAAAAAGUGUUCUAUGAGGAAACACAGUUUUCACUUCUCAGACUUUAUAUAUGAAUGUACAGUUUUAUGCAGUGUUGUAAUAAGGUGAUAUCUGCGUGUGAAUGUGUGCAGCUGUGCCCUGUAGAAAAUUGUAUCAAUCUGUCAAAAGGGCACCCGCUUCUCUUGCCAAAUGUGUCAAGUACUGUAUGUAUACUUUUAUGAUUAUUUCAAAUGUUGUACAAGAUAGUGUUUUGUAUUUGUUCUGUAUUAAGUUUCCAUGCAAAAUUAUACAAACGUUAUAUUAUUAUAUAAUAUAUAUACAAGUUUAUCUAAAUUGAUUA